This is a messenger RNA of Scomber japonicus (chub mackerel), 3155 nucleotides long. RefSeq names its product terminal uridylyl transferase 4 (gene tut4). Gene Ontology annotation, molecular function: RNA uridylyltransferase activity. The record is from RefSeq and is a predicted model, not a curated record. Lineage: Eukaryota; Metazoa; Chordata; Actinopteri; Scombriformes; Scombridae.
ACCAUGUAGAGCAGAACCAUGGAGACAACUUCACUAUAAACAUCAAACCCAUCAUCAUCAUCACAACUGCACUCAGUUUCAGAGAAGACUUUAGGUAGCCUGCCUCCCUGCUCAUCCUCAGCCGUGGUGUUGACUCCGCCAGGGACGAGAGCAGCACGACAGGAGGGAUGGAUGGGUCCAGAAGUCCAGUGAAAUCAGUCAAACAGUCUCAGCCCCGAGGAGCCAAAGCGUCGCCCAACGAGAAGUCGAACAGAGAGGCUCUCGCUCAGAGAGAGGGCGCCAAGUCUGCCGGCAGCCGCAGCAAAGAAAACCCAACUGCCACUGCCGCUGCCGCCACCGCGAGGGAUGAGCACAACGUAGGCGUCCAUGGAAGUCGCGGGCCAGGCAAGACUUCCACAGACACCACCGACAAGAGGAGAGGGCGAUCCUCCCGGCUGACGAGACUAACUGGAAGAACUAGUUCUGGUGAGAGAGGCAAAGGAAAAGUGGCAGGCCCACAACAACAACAACAACAACAGCAGCAGCAGCUGGUGGCGCACGCUGCAGACGCACGCUCCAGACUCGAGACUCUUUCGGCGGACAGCAGCUCCUCGGCAAACAGAGAGACCAACUCUCCUGUGGUGCCUCGUACACCCGAGAGAGGCCACGCUGAGCCGGACAAGAGCUUCGCCGCUGCUGCUCCAGCAAAGGAAAAGUCUCAUGGGGUGAAACUUGCAGCACUGAUGCAUCAGUGUGUCGAGCGGAGGACAGAGGCGAGGCUCGUCCUGGAGGAAGGGCCGCUGUCCGAGCAGCAGCUGGGCCUCCGACAGGCAGAGGAGCGCCUCUACAGAGACUACAUCCACCGACUGCUGAAACAGUCCCCCGAGUACCCCAACUACCAAUACUUAUGCAAGCUCUGUUCUGUGCACAUUGAGAACAUCCAAGGAGCGCACAAACACAUCAAGGAGAAGAGACACAAGAAGAACAUAAUGGAAAAGCAGGAGGAGAACGAGCUGCGCGCCCUGCCGCCCCCCUCCCCCGCCCAGCUGAGGGCCGUGGACGCCUCGGUCAUGGAGACGGCCAGGGAGCACGGCAUCUCCGAGGAGGACUUUGAAAUCCGCAAGGCCAUGGUGAUCAGGAUGGAGGAGAUCAUAAAGAAGCACCUCUCAGCUUGCUCUCUCCGCCUCUACGGUUCCUGUCUCACAAGAUUUGCCUUCAAGACGAGUGACAUCAACAUCGACGUCACCUACCCUUCCACAAUGACACAACCUGAGGUCUUAAUUCAAGUGCUGGAAAUCCUCAAGAACAGCCCUGAAUUUUCGGAGGUUGAGUCGGACUUUCACGCCAAAGUUCCUGCCGUCUUCUGUCGGGAUGUUAGCAAUGGCCUGAUGUGCAAAGUGAGCGCUGGCAACGACGUCGCCUGUCUCACCACCAAUCACCUGGCAACCCUGGCUAAACUGGAACCCAGACUGGUCCCACUGGUGCUGGCUUUCCGCUACUGGGCGAGGCUGUGUCACAUCGACUGCCAGGCUGAAGGCGGCAUCCCCUCGUACUCCUUCGCCCUCAUGGUCAUCUUCUUCCUGCAGCAGAGGAAGCAGCCCAUCCUCCCCGUCUACCUGGGCAGCUGGAUCGAAGGCUUCGAAUUGAAACGCGUGGACGAGUACCACCUGACUGGAAUCUCCUUGGACAUGUUCGUCCGGUGGGAGCACAGAGCUCCGAGCUCCAACGAGGGGCGAGGGGACAACCGCAACGACGCCAGAGGGGAAGGAAGACCCAAACCGGAGCACAGGAAAAUGGACGAGGGUCACUAUUCGGAGGGAUUGAGCCGCCUCACCUUGGAUCUGGGUAAAGGUGUGCUGCUGGGUCAGCUGUGGUUGGAGCUCCUGCGUUUCUACACUCUGGAGUUUGCGCUGGAAGAGUUCAUCAUCAGCAUCCGCCUAAAGGAGCUCCUCACACGGGAGGCGAAGAACUGGCCCCGACGCAGGCUCGCUAUCGAAGAUCCUUUCGCCUUGAAGAGGAACGUGGCGCGAAGCUUGAACAGCCAAAUGGUGUUCGAGUACAUCCAGGAGCGUUUCCGCAGCGCCUACAAGUACUUCGCCUGCCCUCAGAGGAAAGGAGCGGCGGGGCGUCAGAGAGGCAGGAAGUCCGGCAAGCAAGGCGCCAAGAUGGACAGAGCAGAGAAGAAGGAGGCGGCGGCGGCGGCGGCGGCGGCGAGCGUGGAAGAGAGCGACGGUAAAGGCGAGAAAAGUCGGAGCGGGCUCAAGAGGUCGAAGGACGAGGAGGAAGAGGAGGAGAGAGAGAGCGAGGACGACGAUGGUUCGGAUCCGUCCAGAGAGAAGGAUGAAGAGAUGUUAGACGCCGGCCUCACGGACCUGAGCCUCAGCGAGAGGAGCAAACCGGCCACCGAGAGGCUGGCUUCCCUCUCCCCCAACGGCCUGCUGGACAGUGACAAGGAGGGGGAGGAGGAUGAUGAUGAGGAGGAGGAGGACGAAGAGGAGGAGGAAGAAGAAGAAGAGGAGAACAGUGUUUCAGAUAAAGAGGGGACGGUGGCGUCGGAGGAUCUGCACUAUGUGUUCGAUAAGAUGAUUUUCACCGGCGGGAAGCCGCCGACCGUCGUGUGCAGCAUCUGCAAACGAGACGGUCACCUGAAGGACGAGUGUCCCGAAGACUUCAAGAAGAUCGAGCUGAAGCCUCUGCCCCCGAUGAACGACCGCUUCAGAGACAUCCUGGACGGACUCUGCAAGCUGUGCUACUAUGAAUUGUCACCGACACACCCUGAGCAGCAGAAGCGGGAGCAGAUCCUCGCCAGUUUGGAGAGGUUCAUCAGGAAGGAGUACAACGAUAAAGCUCAGCUGUGCUUGUUCGGCUCCUCCAAGAACGGCUUCGGUUUCCGCGACAGUGACCUCGACAUCUGCAUGACUCUGGAGGGUCACGAGACCGCAGAGAAGCUGAACUGCAAGGAGAUCAUCGAAGGCCUCUCGAAAGUGCUAAAGAAGCACGCAGGUCUGAGGAACAUCUUGCCGAUCACAACAGCUAAAGUGCCUAUUGUGAAGUUUGAACACAGACAGAGCGGUUUAGAGGGAGACAUCAGCCUCUAUAACACCCUGGCGGCCGCCCUCGCUGGUGCCAGGUGGUCUUUGAAUGCGGAGAACCAGCUGACACUUGGCAAAGACUAA